Molecule: messenger RNA, 789 nt
Organism: Olea europaea var. sylvestris
Lineage: Eukaryota; Viridiplantae; Streptophyta; Magnoliopsida; Lamiales; Oleaceae
Exons: 2
Coding region: 45-632 (195 amino acids)
Source: RefSeq, a predicted model, not a curated record
GCAUCGUGGACAAGUAUAGGAAGGACCUCGAUUUUGAUGAGGGCAUGAAGGCUCUGGAAUCCCUUACUCUGAAGGCUUUGAGCAUUGCCCGAGGCCUUUCUCUGAAGGGGAAAGAUGAGGCCCAAAAGACCACCGAACUCGAGGACUCUUCUCGAGCACAGGAGAAGAGGAUAGCCGACUUGGAGGCUGAAAGCUUUCUUCUUCAGAAGGAGCUCGAGGACUCGAAGAAUGAUGCCCAGAGAGCUCGAGCAGAGGCUGGAACUGCUAAGGGCGAGACCGAAGGUUUAAAGCUCGAGAUCGAGCGUUUGAAGGUUGAUUUUGAGACUCGCCUGGCUGAAGCUCGAGGGGUUGCGAUCGAGGACUUUAAAACGUCCGAGGAGUUUAACGGCCUUAAGGGAGAGUAUGCCAUGGACUCGUACUUCCAUGCCUUCAAGGAAGCUCGGGCAUUUUUGAGAUCGAAGCCCGACGCUAACCCCGAGGAUCUAAAGAACAUCCCCGAGAUUGCUGACACCCUCGAGCUGUCAGAGUCCGAGGAAACCGUCGAGGACCAAGAGGUCGAUGUUGACGGCGAGGACGCAGUGGAGGAGCAGAGGAGCACAGCCUCGGGAGAAAGGGCCGAGGACUUAGAUUAGUUUUUGUUUUUUGGUAUGAUGAUAGCCCUUCCUUUUUGUAAUUUGAACAUGUUUUUUACUCGAUCAACUAUUUUCCUUCUGCUGUGUAUUGAUAUCUCGAUCAUUCAAAUAGCCCAAUGUAAGAUGGUUAAAUAACUCGACGCCUAGAGUAGUUGGG